Molecule: messenger RNA, 1565 nt
Organism: Procambarus clarkii (red swamp crayfish)
Lineage: Eukaryota; Metazoa; Arthropoda; Malacostraca; Decapoda; Cambaridae
Biological process (GO): neuropeptide signaling pathway
Source: RefSeq, a predicted model, not a curated record
CUUCAUGCUUCAAGCAUCCUCGGUGUUACUUGUGAUCUCUACCUGGUGUUGCUACCACUAUUCCGCCCACGCUUCCCCAGUGCCACCUGUCGCAGCCGCCCUUAGCCCGCCAUCUCACGACUUCAGUUUCAUCAACAACAGAGAGGAAUCUGAAGGUUUGCCAGAGAAAGGAGUGCUCAAAUACUUCAAUCCAGGCAGGCAGGGCUGGGUGGACGGUGCUGAAGAUUAUCACCCAUUUGCUGAGGAUGUCUCCAGGAGAGGCUUCAGUGAUAAGAACUUUAUGAGAUUCGGCCGUGGUGGUCACAACGUCCUGCGAUUUGGUCGGUCCCUUGAUACUCGAAGCAACACCUUGUGUCUUGUUGGCUGCGAUGAAGAGCCUAAAACCCAAGACCACACCUCCCUCUCUACUUCUUUCCAUCCGACGACCCGUGCUGAACGAGAUAUCCAGUCCCCUGAACCCGGACAGCAAACGUCUCAGCGCAAGAAGAGAGCCGCCAGUAAAACCUUUAAUGGCUUCAGGAAGACGCCGUCUUACAGUCCUUCCUCCUGGGCCAGAGGGUUCCAACCUGAGGAACGGAUAAUCGCCGUGUCUUCUGAGGAUCCUAUGGACGUGAACUUAAUGCAUUUCGGCAAUGAUCGCAACCUUCUCAGAUUCGGCAAGCACGACAGAGCCAACGAAUAUCCCCCAUCUUCCUCAUCGGAGUUCAGUGGCUCCAUGAUCAUGACACCAGCUCAAUACACUCACCGAGUGAGGUCACCUCAGAGAGUUUUCUUGAGGUUUGGUUAAACUGGAACGAGACCCCGACCACAUUUACACUUAAGAUUUCAAGUAUCGGUGAACUACCUAGUCAAACCCCCAUUAAACCAAAGAAUAAAUUGAAUGAAACCCGCUAGUAUGUACAUCUAAAUAUAUAUAUAUUUUAUUUUGGAUAAGGCCUUCAAUUUAUUUUAUUACCUCUUCAUUUACAACAUGUUCAGGUAAAUUACACAUCAGCGGAAAUGGUAACAAAUCUGUAAAGUUGAAGUCCUGCAAAUUUAUACUGACAUAUAUAAAUAAUACCCAACUCCUGUCAGGGCGUUAAAACAAUGCAAGUACAAUCUCAGAAGAAAGAAACAAUACAACUACAUGUGUGAAUAGUGGCAGUGAACGUGCGUAUGAGCUUAGAUCAGGUCAAGUUAGCAGAUACUCAGCAGCUGGGUCCUUUUACUUUCAAAUUUUGUGAGGUUCACGUGUAUAAUUAUUAUUUUGUUAAGUCAUUUACUUUAUAAGCAAUAUUAAAAGCUACAUAUAUUAUAAUUAUAUUUAUAAUAUAUAUAUACUGUAUGUAUAAACAUUUCUUUUAAUUUGAUAUUCAUAAGUCAUAUAUACACUAAAUGUUUCAGCACGAAUAUACUCAUUGAUCUUUAAUUUGCAUAUUUGUUAAAAAUUAAUGGAUUAUUAUUUUUAAAGAGGCCAAAUACCUAUAUGAUCAAUGAUUAUUUUACUGUUAUCCCAAUUUUUUUAUACUUUCUAAAUAUUUAUAUGAACAUAAGCUGUGUAGUAUUGUAGAUAUCAGAAAAUCUUC